GUGUGUGUGUGUGUCCCUGUGUGUGUCCCCCUGUGAGCAGUUGCCAUGUGGCGGGGGCCGGUGGGGUGGAGCCGCGGGUCUCGGCUGAUUGCGGUGACAGACGCGGCCGCUCGGGGCUGCUCGGGCUCGGGCUCGGGUUUACUCCGCACCGAGGCUUACAUCGGGGGGCGCUGGGCCCCGGGGGGCGGCGCCAGGUUCCCGGUGCUGGAGCCGGCCAGCGGCAGGGAGCUGGGCUCGGUACAGGACUGCGGCCAGCGGGAGGCCCGGGAGGCCGUGAGGGCGGCUCACAGCGCCUUCCACACCUGGAGACACACCACCUGCAAGGAGCGAAGCAUUUUAUUAAGGAAAUGGUACGAGUUGAUGAUGAAAAACAAAGAUGAGCUCGCGAGGUUGAUUACUUCAGAAAAUGGGAAGCCUCUCCACGAGGCCUCUGCCGAAGUGGUGUACGCUGCCUCCUUUCUCGAAUGGUUUGCAGAAGAAGCCCGGAGAGUGUACGGAGAUGUUGUCCCUUCCCCUUCUCCAGACCGUCGCAUCCUAAUCCUCAAGCAACCAAUAGGAGUGGCCUCCAUUAUAACUCCCUGGAACUUCCCCAGUGCUAUGAUCACACGCAAGGUUGGGGCAGCAUUGGCAACAGGCAGCACGGUGGUGGUGAAACCAGCUGAAGAUACACCUCUCUCUGCUCUGGCAUUGGCAGAGCUGGCCAGCCAGGCUGGGAUUCCUGCAGGGGUGUUCAAUGUGGUCCCCGCCUCCAGAGCCAACACACCUGCCGUGGGAGAAGUUCUUUGCACAGACCCACUGGUUGCCAUCGUCUCGUUCACUGGUUCCACAGCCACCGGAAAGAUCCUGCUGGGCCAUACCACCAACACCGUGAAGAAGGCCUCUAUGGAGUUAGGAGGACUCGCUCCGUUCAUCGUGUUUGACAGUGCUGAUGUGGAUCUGGCUGUUGUUGGAGCUCUGGCCUGCAAAUUCCGAAAUACGGGGCAGACGUGCGUCUGCGCAAAUCGUUUCAUGGUUCAGAAAGGAAUCCAUGAUGUCUUUGUGGAGAAGCUCGCCAAGGCGAUGGAGAGAGACCUGCGUGUGGGAAGUGGAUUUGAGAAGGAAACAACACAGGGUCCUCUUAUCAAUGAAAGAGCGGUGAAAAAGGUAGAGAGUCACAUAAGUGACGCGGUGUCUCAUGGUGCCUGUGUUGUGACCGGGGGGAAACGGCAUAGUCUCGGAGGAACGUUCUUUGAGCCCACUCUUCUCUCCAAUGUCACCCCCGACAUGCUGUGUUCCAGAGAGGAGACAUUUGGUCCUUUGGCACCAGUUAUCAAGUUUGAGACUGAAGAGGAGGCACUUGCCAUAGCAAAUGCUUGCGACGUGGGCUUGGCUGGCUACUUUUACUCCAGAGAUCCUGCCCAAAUCUGGCGGGUUGCUGAGCGUCUGGAAGUGGGAAUAGUUGGGGUUAAUGAGGCUCUCCUCUCGACCGUCGAGGCCCCCUUUGGUGGAGUUAAACAAUCCGGCCUUGGACGAGAAGGCUCCAAGUACGGCAUUGAGGAGUAUUUGGAAAUAAAGUAUGUGUGCUUUGGAGGUUUGUGAAGGGCGAGCUGGAGUAAUAAAAGCACAUGAACACUUAUUAAGGUUAUUUUGUUAACCGUCCUGUAUCAGAACUCCGUACUAAAAAUUAUGUUAGCAUUACCUUAAUGUGAAUAACAUGCAUUUUUGUCUCAUCUGUAAUGAAGCAAUGAUCCUUGACAUCGCACUGUAUUUAUACUUAGUGCGGCUGUUUUAACAUGGACUGAUCAUGUACAUCCUUACUAUGAUGUUUGCCUUUUAAUGAAGGAGGGAAUUAUACUUUAAUUUAAAAUUAAAUUAAAUCUAUUAAAGAAAAGCACAAUUUUGUUCCUGGUCCAUCCUUAGUACUUGCUUUACUUACUACUAAAUAGAAGAUCGUCUUGUACUUUUAUUAUCUUUAACAAUUGAUUUUUCUGUAAUAUUUUGUGAAACAAAAUAUUUUGAAAUGCUGCUGUGCUAUUCUGAUAUAAUUUCUGCAAUGUUGGUUGAGAGCAAUCCAAUGCUUAUCUCUGGAGCUUAAAACAACGUCUUGCCUGUCAAAAAUACUAACUUAUUUUUUAUCAGAGUAUAUUAGCCGUGUGCAAUCAUAAAGGUGCCACUUACUCAAUGUUAACUGUUUCCAUGCUUGUUUAACCUAAUUUGUGAGUUGGGUUAACAAUCGAUGUGUACAAAUUGCAGGUUGGGUUAAUUACUCAUGUGUAAAAUUUGCUGGGUGUGUUAACCAUGUGCAAAGGUGCUCUUAGUUAUGUUCAACGAACAAUGUAAAAGAUUUCCACAUCACUUGGAAUCUCUUUCAAUGGGUAAUUAAAUGUUCAAUGGUUAAUUCUGGUUAACUAUUCCUUGUAAUUCCCACAUGGUUAGCAUGACCCACAUAUUUUUCCAUAAGGGUUGCUAACCCACCAGGCAAUAAGAUUCCAUUGUUUUGUAGUCAUCAAAACUUUACACCUCAUCUCUUCAUAUGCCAAGGUAUAACUAAAGUUAAAUAGGAUUUGUAACUAUUAGUUGUUUAUUUUGGUAAUUCAAAUGAAUUGAAAACAUGUUUACUAUUAACUCCCUGAUUGACCCAUUAUGUACAAGUAUGAAAUUCACCUAGUUUAUUGUAAUAACAGUGGUUAGUUUGUAAAUUGUGUGUGUAAAUUUUGACCCUGAUUAUAAUGUUAAAGAAUAAAUUUUGAAGAAACUUAAAA
Messenger RNA from Callorhinchus milii (elephant shark), 2741 nucleotides. It is a transcript of the gene aldh5a1, whose product is annotated as aldehyde dehydrogenase 5 family, member A1 (succinate-semialdehyde dehydrogenase). Gene Ontology annotation, biological process: GABA catabolic process. NCBI's taxonomy places the organism in Eukaryota, Metazoa, Chordata, Chondrichthyes, Chimaeriformes, Callorhinchidae. The record is from RefSeq and is a predicted model, not a curated record. Bases 46 to 1578 code for a protein of 510 amino acids. Gene Ontology annotation, molecular function: succinate-semialdehyde dehydrogenase (NAD+) activity. The transcript is spliced from 10 exons.